Molecule: messenger RNA, 219 nt
Organism: Entrophospora sp. SA101
Lineage: Eukaryota; Fungi; Glomeromycota; Glomeromycetes; Entrophosporales; Entrophosporaceae
Source: the annotation of a GenBank genome assembly
AUGGGAUUAUUAGUAUUACCAGUUGAUAGGAAACGUGUGAGUCUACCAAUUUAUAAACCAUCAGAUCAUACACCUCCAGUAUAUAAAGAUCCAUGUUCGGGCAGAUUAAUACCAACGGCUUAUUUCCUCAAGAAUUUGGAUGAGCUCGGCCCACAACAUUGGCAAAAAGUAAUAACAACAAUAAUGGAAACAAUGCAAUUAUCAAUUGUAGUGACUUGA